This is a messenger RNA of Aegilops tauschii subsp. strangulata, 2484 nucleotides long. Its product is annotated as ATP-citrate synthase beta chain protein 1. NCBI's taxonomy places the organism in Eukaryota, Viridiplantae, Streptophyta, Magnoliopsida, Poales, Poaceae. The record is from RefSeq and is a predicted model, not a curated record. Gene Ontology annotation, molecular function: ATP citrate synthase activity. Gene Ontology annotation, cellular component: cytosol. Gene Ontology annotation, biological process: acetyl-CoA biosynthetic process; fatty acid biosynthetic process.
GUCUAAACAGUCGUCAAGGCGUCGGCUCUUGUGGCCUGUGGGUGGAGACCGGAGAGAUGGGGGCGUGCGUCGCCUACUUCUCACCUUCCAUCUCCUACCCGCCACUAUAAAUUCUUCUACUACUUGUCUUGCCCCUCAGCUCCGUCUUCCCCGAGCGAGACCCAGAUCAAUCUCCGUCUCAGAGCAAUUCUGCCUCCGCUUCGCCUUGCCCUGCCUCGCCUCGGAAGGGGAAGUAAAUCAUGGCGACGGGUCAAAUUUUCUCGAAAACCACCCAAGCAUUAUUCUAUAAUUAUAAGCAACUCCCUAUCCAACGGAUGCUUGAUUUUGACUUCCUCUGUGGGAGAGAAACACCUUCUGUUGCUGGAAUAAUCAAUCCUGGUUCUGAUGGGUUCCAGAAACUUUUCUUUGGACAAGAAGAAAUUGCUAUUCCGGUUCAUCCUACAAUUGAAGCUGCUUGCAAUGCACACCCAACUGCGGAUGUAUUUAUCAACUUUGCAUCUUUCCGGAGUGCGGCUGCUUCUUCCAUGUCAGCUUUGAAGCAGCCAACUGUCCGAGUUGUAGCCAUUAUAGCAGAGGGUGUUCCUGAAUCAGACGCAAAGCAGCUAAUUAGCUAUGCACGUGCUAACAACAAGGUCAUCAUUGGACCUGCAACAGUCGGAGGAGUUCAAGCUGGUGCUUUCAAGAUUGGUGAUACUGCUGGAACCAUUGAUAACAUAAUUCAAUGCAAGCUGUACAGGCCUGGGUCAGUUGGUUUUGUGUCUAAAUCGGGUGGCAUGUCAAAUGAGCUGUACAACACGAUUGCAAGAGUGACUGAUGGUAUUUAUGAAGGAAUUGCAAUUGGUGGGGAUGUUUUCCCUGGCUCAACUCUUUCAGAUCACAUUCUGCGUUUUAACAACAUACCCCAGGUUAAAAUGAUGGUUGUUCUUGGGGAGCUUGGAGGAAGCGAUGAGUAUUCACUCGUCGAAGCCUUGAAACAAGGAAAGGUUCAGAAACCUGUUGUUGCUUGGGUUAGUGGGACAUGUGCACGCCUAUUCAAAUCUGAGGUCCAGUUUGGCCAUGCUGGUGCGAAGAGCGGUGGUGAGUUGGAAUCCGCACAAGCUAAGAAUCAGGCACUAAGGGAUGCUGGGGCAGUUGUCCCGACUUCAUUUGAAGCUCUUGAAAGUGUGAUUAAGGAGACAUUUGAGAAGCUGGUUGAGGAAGGAAAUAUUCCUCCUGUCCCUGAGGUUACACCUCCCCCCAUUCCUGAGGAUCUUAAAACUGCCAUUAAAAGUGGGAAGGUCCGAGCUCCCACACACAUUAUCUCCACUAUCUCUGAUGAUAGAGGUGAGGAACCUUGCUAUGCUGGUGUGCCCAUGUCUACAAUUAUUGAAAGGGGUUAUGGAGUUGGUGAUGUUAUUUCUCUUUUGUGGUUCAAGCGCAGCCUUCCUCGUUAUUGUACUCAAUUUAUUGAGAUAUGCAUCAUGCUUUGCGCUGAUCAUGGUCCUUGUGUAUCCGGUGCUCACAAUUCUAUAGUUACUGCUAGGGCUGGCAAGGACCUUGUUUCCAGCUUGGUAUCUGGAUUAUUGACAAUUGGCCCCCGAUUUGGUGGUGCAAUUGAUGACGCUGCUCGGUACUUCAAAGAUGCAUAUGAUAGGGGUCUUACGCCUUAUGAAUUUGUUGAGGGCAUGAAAAAGAAGGGAAUCCGUGUCCCUGGGAUUGGUCACAGGAUCAAAAGCAGAGACAACAGGGACAAGAGAGUGCAGCUUUUACAGAAAUAUGCUCACACACACUUCCCUUCAGUCAAGUACAUGGAGUACGCUGUUCAGGUUGAGACCUACACCCUGUCAAAGGCCAACAAUUUGGUUAUGAACGUUGACGGUGCGAUUGGCUCGCUUUUCUUGGAUCUUCUUUCUGGGAGUGGAAUGUUCAGCAAGCAAGAGAUCGAUGAGAUUGUAGAGAUUGGGUAUCUUAAUGGACUCUUUGUGCUUGCACGUUCAAUUGGCCUAAUUGGCCACACCUUUGAUCAGAAGAGGCUCAAGCAACCACUCUACCGUCAUCCUUGGGAGGAUGUCCUCUACACCAAGUGAGGCCGACUCAGCACGGCAUCAUAUGGAUCUUCCACUUGUGUGUACACCAUAAAAUCGAGCAUAAUUGCAUAGAAUUCAAAGUUCUGAUUGUCAACUAGGCGAGGAGGGAGAGAAGACCGUUACAGAUGAGCAUUGGCUGUGUGUAUGUCUUGUGGGACUGGUGUGUUUUUUAUAAGCUCCAACGUAAGUCUUUUUUUUUUUGUUCAAGCAUGAAAGCUUUAGGGCAUCAGAUAUUUGAAAGGAUACUUGAUAAUUGUUUCAUGUUAUCAUCAUUAAGUGACCGCCAAUUUUUCUUCAGACAUUUCAGACAUUUGGGGAGUGUUGUAAUGUUUGUGAUGCUAGUUCCCCAUCACAAAAAAUCCGAAUUCUGUACUGUCAAAUUAUGUGGUACGAGUAAUAAAAUAGAAUAUGCACGUCU